Dermacentor albipictus is the source of this 3251-nucleotide messenger RNA. RefSeq lists its product as uncharacterized. The record is from RefSeq and is a predicted model, not a curated record. Lineage: Eukaryota; Metazoa; Arthropoda; Arachnida; Ixodida; Ixodidae.
AGGUCGCGCAUGCGCUCCUGGAAUGGCCCCUUCCGAUCAGACUGAUCAACGAAGCACGUGUCUGUUAUCGGACAGUCAACCAAAGCUAUAUAUACCUGUAAGCAUCCCUGAAUAAAACACACCUCUUGUUCUUGUUGCAUCCAUGCUGGUGGUCGUCACUGCGCACCGGAACAUGGUGUCAGAAGUGGGAUAGAAUUGCUCAAGCAGGAACGCAUCGAAAGACGGGCGUCUCAGUGAACCGACAAGAUGGAUUUAGUGAAGCCGCCGCAACCACUGGUGCUGUCCGGGAACACCGCAAGGAAUUGGUGCCUGUUCAAGCAGAGAUUCGAGCUGUUCUUGCAAGCAACAGAAACGGCGAAAGCACCGAGGUCCGAGCCAGCCAAGACUGCGCUCCUGCUCACCAUUGCCGGAGAGGACGCCCUAGAGGUAUUCAACAAUUUUUCGUUUUCGGACGACGAAAGUAAAGAGGAUUAUGGAACAGUGACUGGAAAGUUUGAAGAAUAUUGUCGGCAACAGCAAAACGAGGUGCAUGAACGGUAUGUCUUCCGUACAAGGACUCAAGCGGAGGGGGAGCCUUUUGAGCAUUUCGCUCGAGACCUGAGGAAGCUAGCCCAAAGUUGCAAUUUUGGGGACCUAAGUGAUUCUAUGGUCAGAGACCAGAUUGUUUUCGGCACCGUUAACCCGGAAUUGCGAAAGAAGUUGCUGAAGGUCAAGGACCUUACAUUGCGCAAAGCCGAAGAAAUCUGCAAGGCGGAAGAAGUAUGUGCCGAGCAAAACAAUGCAUGGGUUCAAGCAGAAAACCAAGUGGCACCAAUCGAAAUGCGCAGUUCGAAUGUUCAGCGUGAUCAGUGCAAAUGUCUGGCACGCGAGGAACUUGCCUCAGGCUCCGAGCAAAGUUACGCUCAACCGGAAACGGAAGUAGCGCAGAUCAAAACAAAGAGGCAAUUCAAAUGUUCCAAGUGCAACCUCAUCCACGAACGUAGAAGGUGCCUAGCCUUUGGAAAAACAUGUUUCUCGUGCUGUGGGGCUAACCACUUUUCGGCUUGUUGUAGGAGAGGUCCUCAAAUAAGCGCUGUGAGGGACGCGCACGCGGAUUUUGAAAUCCUGGAUGUUGGCGUGGGCAACAAAGCUGAUUGGGUUAUCGACGUCCAAGUCGCGUCCCAACUGGUGUCUCUGAAGGUAGACACGGGCUCGCAAGCCAACUUGCUGCCUUACACCAUUUUUCAAAGGCUUAAGGUGAAUCAAUGUUUGAAGACAAGCCCCUCUGUUCUGCGCUCAUACAGUGGCAACGUCAUCAAGCAUAUCGGCGUGGCUACGCUACCAGUGACUGUGAACAACCGGAGCCAGUACUUUGACUUUUUUAUCGUCAGGAAGAGCAACCAAGCCAUCCUUGGGCUGUCGGCGAGUGAAACUUUGGGACUGGUGUCGCGUACUGUGGAUUCUGUUCACAUGAACAGUACUGACCAAAUGACGAAGGAAUUCCCAGAGUUGUUUCAGGGUAUCGGCUGCCUGGCACGCCCGUACCACAUGGUCCUACGGGAGGAAGCAACGCCGGUGGUCCAGCCGGUGCGACGGGUGCCCCUGGCAUUGCGCGAGCCUCUCCGAGAAGAGUUGGACCACAUGGAACGUGCAGGCAUUAUCGUCAAAGUCAGCGAGCCGACGGAUUGGGGAAAGAACUGCUCCUGGCUGACAUGCUAUCCAGAUCGUCGCCUGUCUCUCCCCGCAGCGUGGAUAGCUUCACAGAUGACGUCGACAUACAUGCAGUGGGCGUGGCUUCAGAAUUGGUGAGCAAAAAAAUGUUAGACAGACUAGCAGAAGCAACAGCCGCUGACCCAGACUUGCAAAUUGUGUUGCGCUGCCUUAGGAACGGCGAAGAAAUUAGUGGCGCGAUGAAACCGGUUUCCCCUGAGUUAUCAGAAGUACAAGGCAUGGUGAUGAAGGGAUCAAAGGUUGUUAUGCCGAAGCUCAUGAGAGCUGAGAUGCUCACUCGUAUUCACGAAGGACACUUAGGCAUAAUUAAGUGCAAAGCAAUUGCCCGACGCUUGGUGUUCUGGCCAGGACUGAGCGGGGACAUCGAAAAUUUGGUCAAGUCGUGCGCCGUUUGUCAGAAAUACGCAUAUAAGCAGCUCAGCGAACCGAUAUUACCUCGACAGAUCCCAGAACAUGCCUGGUACCGUGUUGGGGUUGAUCUCUUCAUGUACGGCGCAUCCUCCUACUUAUGUGUGUUUGAUGCAUUCUCAAAUUUUCCGGAAGUCGAGAAACUAGCUGACACAAGUACUGUCAUAAGUAAACUUAGUGCAGCUUUUGCACGAUACGGAAUUCCCAUGGAAGUCUGCACCGAUAACGGUCCGCAGUUCUCAUCCCAUGAAUUUGCCCUGUUCGCAUCCAGAUACGACUUCAAACACGUGACGUCAAGUCCACGGUUCCCGUAGUCCAAUGGUCUCGCCGAGAAGGGUGUCCAAAUCGUCAAAAGGAUCAUGAAGAAAGUGAAACGAGGGAGGUCUUCUGGCUGGGUCUACUCUCCUAUCUUUCCGCCCCUCUUGAAGACGGCCGCUCCCCAGGAGAAUUGCUUCAGGGCAGAAGGUUACGUACGCGACUGCCAGACUUCUGGGCGUGCCCCAGGAAACAAGCACUUAGGCGCCAACCUCGGCAAUUGGCAAGCAGGAAACCCCUACCCGAACUCCAGAAAGAUGCAGUAGUAAGAGUACGGGGAGACACGUGGGACCACAAGGCUCGAGUCAUGGACCUGGUAAUGCCGAGGUCCUAUCGCGUCGCUACAGAGGACAACCAAAUACUCCGACGCAACCGGCAACACCUUCUAGCCACACGUGAGCUUUUCCACGCGGACUUGGGAGAAGAUGAAUCCGAGAGCGAGGAGGUUUCCCAGGCGACGAUGUCUAGGAGGGCGUCGCCAUCAGAAUCAACUGCAACUACGCCAUUUCAAGCAAGGACAGCUGCUUCACAGUCAACAAUGCUGCCCACGCAAGCGGUGCCAAGGCGAUCCACCAGGCAAAGACAGCAACCCAAUCGUCUGCACUACGGCCGCGAUUUUAAACAAGUCUCGUAUCUUACUCUCAACUUAUAACAUUAUCCCGGGGGAAGAUGUAUCGUCAGGUCGCGCAUGCGCUCCUGGAAUGGCCCCUACCGAUCAGACUGAUCAACGAAGCACGUGUCUGUUAUCGGACAGUCAACCAAAGCUAUAUAUACCUGUAAGCAUCCCUGAAUAAAACACACUUCUUGUUCUUGUUGCA